Messenger RNA from Penaeus indicus, 633 nucleotides. RefSeq lists its product as uncharacterized. The record is from RefSeq and is a predicted model, not a curated record. The transcript is spliced from 3 exons. Gene Ontology annotation, biological process: regulation of transcription by RNA polymerase II. Gene Ontology annotation, cellular component: nucleus; transcription regulator complex. Gene Ontology annotation, molecular function: DNA binding. Bases 1 to 633 code for a protein of 210 amino acids. Lineage: Eukaryota; Metazoa; Arthropoda; Malacostraca; Decapoda; Penaeidae.
AUGACUAUGAAUACAGAUGAUGAUAAUCAAGCCCGCGAGUGCCAGGCCCGGUGGCGCGUCUUGAGGGACAAGUUCGUGCGCGAAAUGAGGAAGAACAUGAACCCGAAGAAGGCAGGAUCGAGCGCCCUGCAGGUGUACCAGGGCAGCUGGCCGCUCAUGUCGCAGCUCAUGUUCCUCACGUCGCACGUCAAGCACCGGCCAUACAGACCGGGCAAGCGCGACACGUUCUCGGACGCGGGCGGCACCGAGGACGAGGAGGAGGGCGAGGCCAGCGACGAGGACGAGGGCGACAUGAAGCACCCUCCGGCCGCCUUCACCUACAACCUGACGCCGCCGCCGUGCCCCACGACGCCGCCCUCCUCCAAGCGCAUGAAGCUCGGCUCCUGCGACACCGACGCCCCCCGCCUCGCCGCCGUCAGCAGCCACGGCGCCCUGGACGGGGACCUCCUGCGGGUGCUGGCCACGCUGCAGGGCGCGCGCCACGACGACGAGCAGAACUCCGAGCGCCUCUUCUGCCUCAGCCUCGUGCCCGUCCUCAAGCGCCUCGAGCCCGAGAAGAGGAGCAUCGCCAAGCUGCAGAUCCAGAAGGUGCUGCACAACCUCGAGUUCCCGCAGAUCAAGUUCGAGAUCUGA